This is a messenger RNA of Botrytis cinerea B05.10, 2700 nucleotides long. RefSeq names its product Bcnpl4 (gene Bcnpl4). The record is from RefSeq and is a predicted model, not a curated record. Lineage: Eukaryota; Fungi; Ascomycota; Leotiomycetes; Helotiales; Sclerotiniaceae. The transcript is spliced from 5 exons. Gene Ontology annotation, cellular component: nucleus. Gene Ontology annotation, biological process: ubiquitin-dependent protein catabolic process. Gene Ontology annotation, molecular function: ubiquitin binding; ubiquitin protein ligase binding. The coding region runs from base 432 to 2267 and encodes 611 amino acids.
GUAAUUCUUGCCAUCGUUAUAAUUCGUAUUAGGUAACAAAGGCGGUGAAAGUACCUACCUAGGCAAGUGGCAUGGCAGUUCUUGAUGGUUCCUAGCCAAAUGGAUUUCGUAGGCUACCGGAUUCUGACGUACAGUCAACUCCGUCAAUCAUUAUUAGUCUUCUUAUUAGCCUUGAUAGUGGGAUCAGUAUUAUUUACUUGGAGCUUACAGAGCGAGUAGAGCUUCACUUCAAACAAUUCACAAUUCACAAUUCACACUCCAAACAACCCAACUUCUCAAGAACUAAGAAGAACCUCAAAGAUUUGGUCUCUGAAUACUUAUUAACCGUUUCUUUUCUGCUUUGUUUUUUGUUCUUUAAUACAACAGUUCCUCCUUGAAUAUAUUUCAUCUAUUUGAAUAAACGGAAGAAACACACUUGAUACGAGGUCAAGAUGCUUCUAAGAUUUCGUGGCCCUGAUGGAACAGUCCGUAUCACCGUUGAAGCAAAUGAAACUUUUGGUCAACUCGGUGACAAGCUUGUAAAACUCCUACCGGAGAACAUCGACCCGAAGACGUUAACUCUUUCGAAUGCGCCGAGUGGUGGCGAGGUCAAGUCUCUGGUAGAAAUUGCAAAAGCCAAAGUCUCGCAGAUUGGUCUCAAGAAUGGUGAUAUGGUAUUUAUAAAUUAUAAGCUCUUGGAUAGUCUUUCAAAUGGCAAUGCUGCCCCUUCCACCUCGACUGGUCCUCCAUCUCAACUCGCCUCCUCAACAAAUCGUUUGAAUGGAAACAUUGUUCUACCAGAGUCAAUACCUAUCGAUGUUCCAGCUCAAGAAGUGACUUCGCCAUCGGAGAAGAUCAAGAACCCGUGGGAAUUAGUUAAACAAUCCGAUCUCGAUAAUAGGCUAGACAAGAAAGAUGGAAAGAUCCCCCGAAAGAAGGAUCAAAAGAUGUGUCGACAUGGUGAAAAGGGAAUGUGCGACUACUGUAUGCCGUUAGAACCAUUCAAUGCGGAAUACCUGGCCGAGAAAAAGAUCAAGAACCUCUCGUUUCACUCAUAUCUGCGAAAGAUCAACUCAGCGACCAACAAACCAGAGCUAGGAAGCUCUUUUAUGCCACCAUUGACGGAGCCGUAUUACCGUGUGAAGAAGAACUGCCCAUCAGGACAUCCUCAGUGGCCUGAGGGUAUUUGCACAAAGUGCCAACCGAGCGCAAUAACUUUACAGCCGCAAGCAUUCCGUAUGGUAGAUCAUGUUGAAUUCGCUCAAGCAAGCCUCAUCGAAAACCUGCUCCAGUUUUGGAGGGCAACAGGUGCACAGCGUUUUGGAUAUUUAUAUGGUCGCUACGAGGAGUAUACAGAGGUACCAUUGGGAGUUAAGGCUGUUGUAGAAGCUAUUUACGAGCCACCACAAGUCGACGAACUCGAUGGCGUCACGUUGAACGAAUGGGAAUCCGAAAAGGAUAUCGACGAGAUUGCGAGAUUGUGCGGCAUGGAGAGAGUUGGUGUCAUUUGGACUGAUCUCAUUGACUCGGGCGUAGGAGAUGGCACCGUCCUAUGCAAGAGACAUAUUGAUUCAUACUAUUUAUCAUCGCUGGAAAUCGCAUUUGCAGCACGUUUACAAGCAAAGCACCCAAAGCCAACAAAAUGGAGUGAUACGGGCAAAUUUGGGUCGAAUUUUGUUACAUGUGUAGUGACAGCCGAUGAGAAUGGAGGAAUCGCCAUAUCUGCAUAUCAAGUCUCCAACUCGGCCGUGGAAAUGGUUCGAGCAGAUAUUGUCGAACCAUCCGCUGAUCCUGCUGUAAUGAUCGUUCGCAGUGAAGGAGAUGAUGAUUCUGAUACGAGUUCACGAUACAUCCCCGAGGUCUUCUUCCGAAAGAUUAACGAAUAUGGUAGAAGUGUUCAAGAGAAUGCUAAGCCAUCUUUCCCUGUAGAAUAUUUACUCGUCACAUUGACUCACGGCUUUCCUAGCGAUCCUAAGCCAGCAUUCAUGGCCAAGAGUUCUUUCACUAUUGAGAAUCGUUUGGUCAUUGGCCAGGAACAAGAUCUCAAGGAUGUUGGAAAGCAAUUAGGACUUGACAAGAGCGGACAACUCACUCAAUCUCCCGAUGGCGUCCUUGCGGUGUCUGAUUUCCAUCUCCUUUCCUUUAUCUAUAGUAUGGGUAUUUUAAGCAAAGAAGAGAUGGCACUUCUUUGCCGUGUGGCAACUCAACACGAUUUAUCAGACGGAUAUCAAUUGAUAGCAACCCCUGGCUGGGCAAAUUUCCUUGCAAUUUUACAAUCGACUGGCUAGAUUGAAUAAAAAGUCCAUCCCUGGACUAUUUUGUUCUUUUGAAGCUUAUACUCUGGUCGUGAUAAUAGGUUUCUAAUCGCUAAUGCGUCUCGAUGGUCACUGUUUAAGUCUAUAUGGCAGAGGGGGAAGGGGUUUGAUGAGGUGGUUUCCAGCAUGAAUUAUUGGCGUGUACGAAGGAGGGCCAAAUUAAACAAAACGACAGGGCAAUGAGGAACUUUAGGUACUUGGUGGAUAGAGCGGUGACUCUGGUGUUAACGAAGGCAUGCAUACAUGGCGCAGGAUAUUCUGGGUAGGGAGAGGGAGAAGCAAAACAUCAGACAGAUAUAUUCUCGUUGGGAUAUAUGGCAUUUUAUAAAUCAAGUCAAUUAUUCCAAGCACAUCUUCUAUCGAUGAGAAUAUCAUGAACAGCUUAAUUCACAUUUCUACCUUUUCA